Molecule: messenger RNA, 1176 nt
Organism: Drosophila serrata
Lineage: Eukaryota; Metazoa; Arthropoda; Insecta; Diptera; Drosophilidae
Gene: Or67d
Product: Odorant receptor 67d
Biological process (GO): detection of chemical stimulus involved in sensory perception of smell; sensory perception of smell
Cellular component (GO): plasma membrane
Molecular function (GO): olfactory receptor activity; odorant binding
Source: RefSeq, a predicted model, not a curated record
AUGACUAAAAUUGUACCCGUUGAUCGUUAUCGAAAGGUCAUCUCGUUGAUCCGCUUCUGUGUGGGAUUUUGUGGAAACGAUGUGGCAAAUCCGAACUUCCGGAUGUGGUGGCUCACCUAUACAGUAAUUGCAGCAAUUGGUUUCUUCUUCGCUUGCACCAUUUACACCAUCUAUGUGGGUGUGGUGAUCAAUGGAGACCUCACUGUGAUCCUUCAGGCCAUGGCCAUGGUGGGAUCCGCAAUCCAAGGAUUGACUAAGCUAUUGAUUACGGCUUAUAGGGCUCCACUGAUGCGACAUAUUCAGAACAGUUACGAGGAGAUAUAUAGUGACUAUGGCUCUCGUGGCAGUGAGUAUGUCAAGUGCCUGGAAGCCAGAAUUCGCACAACAUGGAAAUUGAUCAUCGGUUUUGCCACCAUCUACUCUGUGGGUCCUGCGUUGAUCAUCUUCUUCCCCAUCUUCUAUCUGGUGGUGUUUAAGGAAAAGAUUCUAGUCAUGCAGUUCUUUAUCCCAUUGAUUGAUCACACCACCGACAGUGGCCACCUGCUGCUCACGGUGGUGCACAUAGCCCUGAUCUUAUUCGGCGGAUUUGGCAAUUAUGGUGGGGAUAUGUAUCUGUUCCUCUUUGUGACCCAUCUACCUCUGAUCAAGGACAUCUUUUGCGUGAAGCUCGAGGAGUUUAACGAGGCGGCCGUCAAGAAGAAUGACUUAAAAAGGAUGAGAGAGAUGCUCUUCGAUCUGGUGGCUUGGCAUCAGAAAUAUGUCAGCCUUCUUAGAGCAACUGAAAGGAUCUACAGCAUAGUCCUCUUUGUGCAACUUUUUACGACCUGUGUGAGCCUUUUGUGCACUAUUUCUUGCAUUUUUAUUAAGGCCUGGCCCGCUGCCCCCAUCUAUUUGGUAUACAGUGGCAUUACUCUCUACACCUUUUGUGGCCUAGGCACUUUGGUAGAGAAUUCGAAUGAAUCCUUCACUAGGGUUAUAUACACAAACUGUCUGUGGUACGAGCUGCCUGCCAAGGAGGAAAAGCUAAUUAUUCUAAUGCUGGCCAAGGCCCAAAACGAGGUUUCCUUGACAGCGGCGGAUAUGGCCCCAUUAUCUAUGAAUACGGCUCUUCAGUUGACCAAAGGAAUCUAUAGUUUCAGCAUGAUGCUUUUUACUUAUUUGGGAAAGAAAGAGUAG